AUGUAUAAUUCAUAUGAGCUUGAUGAAUAUAUUAAAUUUCAAAUUGAUGAACAUAUCCAUAAUGAAAAAGUUAGAAUUCAUAAUUGUUAUCAAGAUAGAUUAAAUGGUCUAGCUAAAAUUAUUGAACAAAUGAGUAAAAUAAUUGCAGAUUAUCAAAAAAAUCAACCACAACAUAUUAAAUACACAUCACAAGAAUUACAAGGACCAAUUAAUUUAAAGAAACGAAAAAUACAGGAAGUCGAACAAGAUGAUGUUAAUUCUGGUACUGAUUCAGAUAAAACUUAUUACGAAGUUAUUAGUGAUGGUACUGUUGAUGAUGAAAGUGAUGAAUUGACACCAAUUGAUUUUUUAUUUUCCUCAGAAAUUGAUAGUUUUAAUACUGCUACACCAGAUGGUCAAAUUGUUGAUUUUGAAAUUUCAUUUGAAUAA
Molecule: messenger RNA, 429 nt
Organism: Insectozyma verbasci
Lineage: Eukaryota; Fungi; Ascomycota; Pichiomycetes; Serinales; Debaryomycetaceae
Source: the annotation of a GenBank genome assembly